AUGUCGACACUAACCAAACAGCAAUUCUAUGAUACAUUGGUGCAUACGUGGUGGCCAGAGGAUAAAAUCACAACCUUCAAUAAGUGUAGAGUGUUGGUGUGUGGAAUGGGAGGACUUGGAUUGGAAGUGGCAAAGAAUUUACUCCAAAAUGGAAUUGAACAAUUAACACUGAUGGAUUCAAAGAUGGUUUCGUAUGAGGAUUUGGCAGAUUUUUAUUCGAUUGUUGCCGAUUCGAAGGAGGUAGAAGUGAUUGGAAGAAAUAGAGCGGAGAGAGCAAUGAUUGUGUUGAAUGGAUUGAAUCCAUUUGCACAAAUUAAUGUGAAAGAUGGUCAAGUUGACAGCUUGGCAGGUGAUGUGCAGUUUUUGAAAGAGUUUGAUUUUAUUAUUUGUACUGAACAUUCUCUUUCAUCACUGAUUGAUUUGGCUCAAACCUGUCACGAUAAUAAUAUUAAAUUCGUGGCAUCCGACAUGAAGGGCUUAUCAUGUUUAAUAUUCUAUGAUAUGGGCGAACACAAAAUCAAAGAUCUGAACCCUGGCUUCAAAGAAGGUUGUUCAAUUAAGGAUAUCAUCAAUGGAAACCCAACAAAAAUUGAUCUUUUAGAUGAUGAAUUUAAUAAGGAAGAGGGAAUGAAUGUUCAUCAAAAUAUUGUCUUUAGAAAUGUUAGGGGAAUGACGGAAUUGAAUGAACACAAGGCGGUUAGAAUCAAAUCAAAGAUUGGAAAUCGAGUGGUUGUAGAUUUGGAUUCUACUAAUUUUGGAAAAUUCGAAUUGGGGGAUGGCUCAGCUUAUUUCAUGAAAUGUAAUGUUACUGGUCUAGAUAUAAGAUCUCACAAGCUUAAAUCACUUAAAGAAGAGUUGGAUAAUCCAACAUUUAAAGAUUCGGAUUCAAGGACGAAGGUAGAGAAGAGACAUGCUUUCACUCAACUUGAACUAUUCGAAAGGGAGAAUGGAAAAAUUCCAAAACCUUACCAUGAGCAAGAUGCUUUAGAAUUUGUGCAAUUUGCAAAAGAUAGAAUUCCAAACCAAUUCUUCAAUCAAGAAAUUUGCAAAACCCUUGCUUUCACAUGUCAAGGAAGGUCAGCUCCAUUCACAAGCAUCACGGGAGCUUUCAUUGUGAUGGAAAUUCUCAAGAAUUUGAAUGCAUGGGAUUGCCUGCCAAGUCCUCUUCCAACUCACGAAGAUUGUGUUAACAUUCCACACAAAAUGAAAAGAUUUCAACAACAAAUUAACUUGAUUGGUAAAACAUUACAAUCAAAAAUAAUGAAAUCUAAUGAGGUAAUAUUUGGAAUGGGUGGAUUAGGAUGGGAAUGUUUGAAGAAUUAUGCCCUGAUGGGUCUCAGUUCUCAUGAAGAAGCUCCAUCCACAACUCUUGUCGAUGCCAAGGAGGCCAUCUUACCAAAUCUCAUAACACAUCCAUUCAUUAUAGAGGAGGAUAUAAGUAAGUUUGCCAAUAUCAAGUCCAUGCUCGCAAUAGACUACGUGAAAAAUCACAUUAAUCCUCAAAUGAAAAUUGACAUGGUUGAAGAAUAUGCGAGAGCAAGACCAGUGAAUGAAGAAGAGGAACAAUUUUCUUGGAAUAAUUUGGAUCAAUAUAGUGGAUAUACGUGCACAGUUCCUGGAAAACCAAUUGCUGAUUUAAUUGUUUCUCGUGUCAUUAAUUCUACCAAAAGAGCAAUUUUUGCCACAAGUGAAUGUAUGAAAGGAAAUGUCACUUUAAUGAUUCCACACUUGAGUGGAAAGCAUGUUAGGGAGAGUAACGAAGUAUCCUAUCCACAAAUAAUCAAUUAUUAUGGCUCCAUGAAGGAUAUGAUAAAUUUCUCAAUUGACUAUCCUUUCAAAGAAAUGUAUAAGGAUAAUUUACUCAUUCAUUUAGGCCCAUUUGGUGAUUUCAGAGACAAGUACACUGAUAUUGUUCUAUACAAUCCUUGCCAUUUUGAAAAUAGCAUAAGAUGGGCAGUUGUCAAAUUCAAUGAAUAUUUCGAUAAGGGAAUUAGUGAAAUAUUAGAAACAUAUUUUGCUCCAUUCAUGAGGAAUGGCACUUUACCUGAAUAUUUGGCUAGAAUGAGAAGACCAGUUCCUGUUCCUUUCAAUGCUAUCAAUGCCUCUCACUUGGAUUUUGUUCUAUAUAGUGCUAUUUUGAGAUCCAAGGUUUAUUCAGUUGAUUUACCAAAUAUGGAAGAAUUGAAAGAAAUAUUAGCCAAAGUUUUGAAAGAAGAAGAUUUGGGAAUGAAAAAAAUUGAUUCUGAACUUUCUGAAGAAACAUUGAAAGAAAAAAUUGAAACAAUAUUGAACCAAUUGAAUAUUGAAUUCAUUACUUUUGAUCCUUACAAUGAUUUACAUUUGGAUUUCGUUCAAGCAUGUGCUCUAGUUAGAGCUCAAUGCUAUAAAAUUCCACCAAUAGUGGAUAAACACUAUAUUAAGAGAGUGGUUGGAUUGACUCCUAGCAAUUCAAUUAGUAAUUCAAUAACUGCUGGAUAUGCAACUUUACAAUAUUACAAGCUUGUACAAGAAUCUCCUAUGAAAGGUGAACAAUUCCCCAGUUAUUCAAUAGAUUGUAGUGGAAAGUAUUCAACAGAUUUUUUUAAAUACUUACAUUUGAGAACACAAAGCUUUUCCCUUAAUACAGGAAAUGAAACUAUUUCUGUAACAGAAUGGGAUCUUUUAGAACUUAACAAUGCAAAUGAAAGACAAGACUUUACAAUUAAGGAUAUUGUUGACAUGAUGAAGGAAAAAUACUCAUGUGAAACUCUUUCUAUAGAAUUGAAAGAUUCCAAUGCAUCUGGCAAUUCCUACUCAAUCUAUUCCAAUUUUCAAUUUGUAUUCUCUACUGUAUCUCCAUUGAAUCAGAGAAUGAGCUCUAAAUUGGUCCAACUUUGGGUGAAUUUCAAUGCUUUCAAUUCAGAUGACGAUUUUGUACUCUUGCAAAUUACUGGAAGAUCCCUACUUGAUAAUUCAUCAGUUACCAUUCCUUCUCUGAAAUUCUACCUACCAUCCUCUCUCACAUCCAAAUAA
Messenger RNA from Naegleria gruberi, 3012 nucleotides. RefSeq lists its product as uncharacterized. Lineage: Eukaryota; Heterolobosea; Eutetramitea; Acrasida; Naegleriidae. Gene Ontology annotation, biological process: protein sumoylation. Gene Ontology annotation, cellular component: SUMO activating enzyme complex; cytoplasm. The coding region runs from base 1 to 3012 and encodes 1003 amino acids. The record is from RefSeq and is a predicted model, not a curated record. The transcript is spliced from 3 exons. Gene Ontology annotation, molecular function: SUMO activating enzyme activity.